CGUGUGGAAGCCUUUGUUUUUAUCCCUUUAGUUAGUGCGCGUAUAUAGCGAGUAGUUAGCUAUUUAGUCUUUGGCCGAGAUUUGUCGGAAAAGUUGUCGCGUUGUCGUAAAGUUUCCGUCUAUGUAAACAUGCGAUACUUCAAAAUGGGGAGAAGAGUUAAUAUGUGCAAAAUCCAAAUGUUUUUAAUGUAUUAACUUCACACUUUUAGCUAUGGUGUAGAAGUGACAAAUGGCAUCCUUCAGCCGAGAAGCGAUGAACCAUUUGCUGAUGGAGGUGAGCCCUGACAUCCACAUCUGUGGCUUCUGCAAGCAGCAGUACAACAAUUUUGAAGUGUUUCUUGCACACAAGCAGAAUGGCUGUCAGCUUCCUACCACAGACAUCUCAGUCACAAGUACUGGAGCUUCUGAAACUGUGCAAGAGUUUCAUUUGGAGGAGACGUUACAGACUUGUGUGUCAAAGGCAGUGAAGAAGACGGUAAAAACCCAGAAACCUGCCUCCAAGAAGUUGAAACCUGCACUCACUCAAAAGCGUCGCAUUUGCAGCUUCUCAGGUUGUACAUUCAAAACGCAGUACGGCCAAAAGGACAUGGAAAGGCACAUGCUGACUCAUACUGGCGACAGACCAUUUGAGUGUGAGCUGUGUCACAAGCGCUUCAGUCGGCGGGACAAGCUGAACCUGCACAGCCGCUCACACACCGGGGAAAAGCCGCACAAGUGCAAGCACUGCCCGUACGCCGCCGCAGACAGCAGCAGCCUGAAAAAACACCUGCGUGUGCAUUACGACGAGAGGCCCUUCAAGUGCCAGAUCUGUCCAUACGCCAGCCGCAAUUCCAGCCAACUCACUGUGCACCUGCGCUCACACACGGGUGAUGCUCCAUUCCAGUGUGGUGAGUGCGGUGCUAAAUUCAAAAUCAACUCAGACUUGAAGCGUCACACACGUGUGCACUCGGGCGAGAAGCCGUAUGCGUGUGAGCUGUGUGAUUACCGCUGUGCCAUGAAAGCCAACCUGAAGUCACAUGCCCGGCUGCGCCACGGUGCCUACUCCUGCACAGAGUGUGACUUCCGGUGCACAGCCAAGGCAGCACUGCGUGCACACUCCCGGCAGCACGCGCCCGCCCGCCCACUCCGCUGCACCUGCUGCCCGUACUCCUGCACCAGCAAGGGGGCGCUCAAGAGGCACGAGCGUGUGCACUCGGACGAGCGACCGUUCACCUGCCACCGCUGCACCUUCGCCAGCAAGCAGCGUGCCAACCUGCUCGUCCACAUGAGGAAGUGCCACGGUGAGAAAGUUGUCGAGGGGCACAGCAAGCGUUCUAAACGAGGAAAAGCAGAAGAUGAGUCUCCCAGUCCUGCAGGUUCACGGUACCGUGUUAAGCUCGAAGCAGCCCGGGCGUUUCGCUGUAACCUGUGUGAUGCAUCAUUUGUGAGAGAAGAUUCCUUGCGAAGUCAUAAGAGGCAACAUAAUUACAUGGAAAAACAGCUCAGAAUCACAGAGUCACACACUCAGAAUAGUACCGCAAAACAAACAGAUAAAGAGCCAGAGCAGGUUUCACUGACUCUCACAAACGGGUCCGUUCAGUCCUAUGGAAACACGCAGCUGAAGAUUUUUGUUGCACCCCCUUUAGGUCAGGAAGGAUCAUUCAUCCAGGCAGCAGUGGACAUCCCAUCUUCUAAACCUGGAACGGUUCUACUUAGUUCAGAAGGGCAGAAUGUUAUUCUCAACCCUAUAAUACAGCAGGUCAGUCUGUUAACCCCAGUGCAGCAUAUGACCCCACCAGAGGGCAGCCUCGAGCACCAGACUGUCUUACUAACUCACAUCAGUGGCAGUGAUGAAGACCCUCUUCUGCAGAGAAAUGUUUCUUCUCAGGCCCCAAUAGAGCCUCAGACCUUCAUCAGUUCCACUUCAUCUUCAGAAAGCAGCCACGCGUUUAUCACAGCAUGCUCGGACCUCGACAGCCUGCACGCACUCAUCCAGCAGGGUGGCGCUGAGGUCACUGUGGUCACCGAGGGUCACACUUCCAUCACUACAUCCACAACAGCAAACUCGAACUUCGAAUCUCCACUGGACGUUGUUGAAAGACCAGCUUCUGAGGAUGAGAUGAAGCAGUCAGAGGAGGGAAAUCCAGAUCUGGACGAUGCUUUAGUCGUGCCUGAUAUAAACGUUGAGCCAUCUAGCUCCCUUCUUGUGCACAAUGUUACUUUGUCAAUCUCGGAGCAGGAUCAACAGGCUCCCAUCUACCAGCUCUCACCCCAUCAGAUCUUCUCUGACUCUAAUCCUCCAGACAGGAUUGAGGACUGAGCAUGUUUCUGGUUCCUAAUUCCUUUAAUUUGUUUGAUUAUGUUUGUUAAAGAGAUAUUUUUAUACACAUUCAUGGCAUGCUGCUGAUCUAGAGCUCUUGUAAGUAACAUAUAAAGUCGGAUCGUGGAACGUAGAAAUUUUGGAAAGAAAAUUUUUCUAAAGAGUAAAAUUGUUUAAUCUUUACUUUUGUAGUUUUUACUGAUCUGAACUGUCUAAAUAGCUUCAACAGAUACUGGAUAUUCCUGACCAGCAGAUAUGGAUAAAGAUAUAUAAAUAUAUACAAAUAUACUCAGUCUCUGGACAUUUUAAUAGAAACACCUACAGACCUGCUCAUUUAUACUAUUAUCCAAUCGACAAAUCAUUUGGCUGCAUGCAGAUUAAAAGUAUUCACGGCAGACAUCGGAAUGGGAUGUACGUCUGGUCUUUGUCCAGUAUUGAACAGUCCAGAUUUCUUAAGUCUGUGCCCACUAUAGCCUCAGAUUCCUGUUCUUGGCUGACAGAAGUGGAACCUGAUCUUUUGGUCUUCUGCUGUUGAAGCACAUCCACCUUGAGAUUUAAUGUCCAGCUCCAACUAUUCUGGACAUUCUCCACAUCUACCCACAGAACUGCUGGAUUUUUUACAUUUUUCAUUGUUUCUCCCACCAGUAUGUGUAAUGUCUAUAGACUGUUGUGUAUGAAAAUCACAGUAGAUCAGCACUUUUUGUACUAAUCAAACCACUCCUUUUGGCACCAGCUACCAAGAUCACUUUUUUUCUACUGUAAUAUUUGAUGUGAACAUUAGAGGAAGCUCUUGAUAUGGUGCAGUGUCUGCAUAGUGCUGAUACCACAUGAUUAUCUGAUUUAAUAAUUACAUGAAUGAGCAGGUGUAAAAAUGUUCCUGUUAAAGUGGCUAGUGAGGGUACAUUACAAUCAUACACAUUAUACGUAUAAAAAAAAAACCCCGAAGAAUUCUUAAAGAUGAAUGUUAUGGUUGCAUUUUUAACAUUAACAUAGACACAUAGGAUAUACUCACAGUCAAUUAUGUUAGCAUGACUAAGCGAAGUCUCCAGUGGUAGCUUAGUUGUCCACUCAGCUGCCACUGCUAGGCCCUUGAGCAAGGCCCUUAACCCUCACUUACUCGGUUGUAUAAAAUGAGGCAAAAUGUGCCAAAUUCCAGAUAUGAUGAUUAACUCCACAGGAAACAAGAUGUAUGGAUUUGCACAGACACUGAGGAUGAGGAUAAAGUAAGCCUGCGAUAUGAUAUUCCUACCUGUAUAUCUUUCUCUGUGAGUCCUCUGUGAGACCAAGGUGGUACAGAUCAGUGAUGAUGGUUUGUCCUGUGACAGAGGUGGGUUUCUAGGGGGUCAGUUGUUUUGAGUUUCUUUACUUUUCUUUCUCGUGAAGCUGAUUGAUCUGUCUUCAGUAGUUAAUUAAGGUUCGGUAUUCUGAGGUGAUGUUUUUUUCCUUACUGGGCACGGCUAUAAUCAGUACAACGUGUAGUGAAAUGCUUUUUAGCCUGCCUUCGUUAGAAAAAUAGGAUUACAAUAAAAAAUAUAAAAAAUAUAUAUAUAGUAAUGCAGAUCAGUGGCAAAAACAGCAUGAAUUAUGUGCAAAUUUAGUAGAAUAUAUGCUGUGCAAUUUCAGGUUGAGGUAGAGACUGACAUCCAAAAAAGUCCUAACUCUAAGUGUUGUUCAGGUUGAGGCACUGAAUGUCUUACAGGAAGAAGCUCCUCCUCAUUCUCUCAGUGUCUGACUUGUGGGAGAAAAAGGAGUCCAUUGUUUGGCAGAAGUUAAUGCCGUCUGAAGUGUUUCUAGACCAGUUCAGUCGACACAUUUGACACAUGUCAGAUCAAGAACCUGUAUGAUCUGACCAGCUCCUAUUUGAUAAACACUGAAAUACAUUAAUCAGGGAUGUAAUCCAGGACUGGCUGCUUCAUCUUAGAGACAUUCAGGACAAGUUGUUUUUUUUUUUUCGUUUACAGCUUUAGGUUACUGAGCAGUCAACAGGAGCAGCAUCAAUUCAAUUCAAUGUAUUUUUACAAUGGACAUUGUCUCAAAGCCCCUUUACAAAAGUAGAGAAACAGAUCCCUUUAUCCCUAAAUUUAUCUCUAUUUUAUCCCUAAUGAGCAAGUCUGUGGCGACGGUGGCAAGGAAAAGCCUCCUGUGAUGAUAUGAGGAAGAAACCUCGAGAGGAACCAGGCUCAGAAGGAAACCCAUCUUCAUUUGGGUGACACUGGACAGUAAAUAAUGUAACCAUAACUAAAUAAAUCAGGUAAAACCUGGGCUGACGAUCUGUAAAUGUUUGUAUCUAGGUGCAAUCUUUG
This is a messenger RNA of Hemibagrus wyckioides, 4602 nucleotides long. RefSeq names its product zinc finger protein 64 homolog (mouse) (gene zfp64). The record is from RefSeq and is a predicted model, not a curated record. The transcript is spliced from 6 exons. Gene Ontology annotation, molecular function: DNA-binding transcription factor activity, RNA polymerase II-specific; RNA polymerase II cis-regulatory region sequence-specific DNA binding. NCBI's taxonomy places the organism in Eukaryota, Metazoa, Chordata, Actinopteri, Siluriformes, Bagridae. Bases 230 to 2299 code for a protein of 689 amino acids. Gene Ontology annotation, biological process: regulation of DNA-templated transcription.